AUGGGACGCACAAAAAGAGUGGAGGGCUCCCAGACACCAAGGGGGAACCCCCCUAGCACCCCAGCUGGACCCAUGGACGGGUUCCUAACGCCCGCAACAACCACACGCCAGGAGGCCGCAGACCCCAACAUGGCCGACUCCCCGACCGGAACGUCACCUGAGAGCGGCGAAACCACGCUGGCAGACAUCAGUGCCGAGAUCAGGGCACUUGCUGCCAACGUGGUAACCAAGGAUGACCUCCGCGGCCUAUCUGAAACCCUGCAUGCUGCAAUACACACAGAGGUAACUGCACUGAGAGCAGACUUGGUGACACAGGGCAGCAGACUCCAGCAAUUAGAAAACACCACACAAGCCCACACAGCUCAAGCAGAGGCCUCUAACUUAGCCAUCACUAGACAGGGGAAUAUGCUAUUAACCCUGAGGCGCCAUACUGAAGAUCUGGAUAACAGAGGCCGCAGAUCCAACAUAAGGGUGCGCGGCAUACCAGAAUCCGCGGGGGACGAAGAUGUGGAGGCUUUGCUGCGCGCACUAUUCAGAGGUAUCUUGGGGGCUGAGACGCCGGCCACGAUAGAGUUCGACAGGGCGCAUAGGGCCAACAGGCUGCGCACAAUGGAGGGGACUCCACGAGACGUCAUUUGCUGCAUGCACCAAUAUAAGCUAAAAGAAAAGAUCAUGGCCAAAGCGAGAUCCAGACCCACUUGGAGAUUCCAAGACGCAGAUGUGGCUCUAUACCAAGAUCUCUCGCCCCUGACGUUAGAGGCGCGCAGAGCACUGAGACCGAUCACGACACAACUGCAGGAGAGGAGGAUCACUUAUAAGUGGGGCUAUCCCUUCGCUCUCCUAGCCAGGCACCAAAAUGAGUGGAUACCCCUGCGAUGGCCGGAGGAGGCACCCAGAUUCUUACAGCGCUUGGGCCUGCCGCCCACAGAAAUCUCCAACUGGAUCCUGAACCAACCUGAACAGAGACCUGGCCCACAGACGCCGAGACAACAACGCCGACGCAGGGAAGAGACGCCGCGGCGUCCAGUAGCCCGCAGACAACUGGAGCCCGGUGACCCAGAAGAGUAAGAUUGGCGAGGCCCCCCUCCCCUUUGCUCCUCCUCCGCCUCCCGGCCGGCCCUGGCGCGGAACUCACCUCCCGAUGAAGAGCUAGCAAGACGGACCUGGAGGUCCUCUAAAUACCAGAAGACGCCUGAUACCAGAUAAGUCUCCACUGCACGCACAAGUACACCUUGGCCCUUACACGCUUACCUAACUCAUCAGCUCGCACGAGACAUUAAGCAGAGACACACACUUGGCAUGCAGCUCACAAACCUUACGCACCCACCUCUCUCUUUUUUCUUUGGGAGGGGGCACACAAUGGGGGGAAGGCAUUUCUAACAGAGGGCACCAAGACGUACCAGCACCAAUACUAUCUGGCAAUUAUGAGAACUGGGGACACCUUUGGCGCCAUUGUGAGGAUAUCACCUCAAGGGGCAAGCGAAACAGGAGGAUUGUCGGGGCGGGGGUGGGGGGGCUGGGGAAUUUGGGGGGGGGACGCCGGACACUGCACAAAUGA
Messenger RNA from Pelobates cultripes (western spadefoot toad), 1558 nucleotides. NCBI's taxonomy places the organism in Eukaryota, Metazoa, Chordata, Amphibia, Anura, Pelobatidae. The record is from the annotation of a GenBank genome assembly.